CGGCAUUCCUCUUGUUUCCUAUCGAACAUUCUACCUACAUCGCCUGUUGUCCAAUAACCUAGGUACCUACAUACCUACCUUGGGGUACGAACUUCCCUCAAUCGACCCCGCACUCUCGUUCCUCAAGCUUCAGCAAGAUGAACUUCUCCAAUAUGCUCAACCGCCUUCACGGCCAGCCCGAGAGCUACGACAAGAAGUCACGAUAUCGCUUUGGAAGGACGCUCGGCGCAGGGACCUAUGGCAUCGUCAGAGAAGCCGAAGGCCCAAACGGACGGGUCGCUAUCAAGAUUAUUCUGAAGAAGAAUGUGAAGGGCAACGAGAUGAUGGUCAUGGAUGAGUUGGACAUGCUCCAACGCUUGAAACAUCCCCACAUUGUCAAGUUUGUGGAUUGGUUCGAGUCUCGGGACAAAUAUUACAUCGUCACCGAGCUUGCCACGGGCGGCGAGCUAUUCGACAGGAUUUGUGAGCAGGGCAGGUUCACGGAGAAGGAUGCGUCCCAGACCAUAAAACAGGUACUUGGUGCUGUUGACUAUCUCCACCGAAACAAUGUCGUCCACAGAGAUCUCAAACCCGAGAACCUUCUCUACUUGACCAAGGCCCAUGACUCGGACCUGGUGCUUGCCGACUUCGGUAUUGCCAAAAUGCUCGACAACAAGGACGAGGUUCUGACAACUAUGGCGGGAUCCUUUGGAUAUGCCGCACCCGAAGUCAUGCUCAAGAAGGGUCAUGGCAAACCUGUCGACAUGUGGUCAAUGGGUGUUAUCACCUACACCCUGCUCUGUGGCUAUUCGCCCUUCCGCGCCGAGAACCUCCAGGAUCUCAUUGACGAGUGCAGUAAUGCCCAGGUCAUAUUCCACGAGCGGUACUGGAAGGAUGUUAGCAACGACGCGAAGGACUUCAUCAUGGGUCUUCUGCAGCCAAAGCCCGAAAAUCGCUGGUCGAGCCAGCAAGCCCUUGCCCACUCCUGGCUAAGCGGCGAGAACGCAACCGACCACAACUUGCUGCCAGAGAUCAAGGCUUACAUCACACGGGCUCGCCUCCGCCGCGGCGUCGAGCUCGUCAAGCUGGCAAACCGGAUCGAAGCUCUUAAGAUGGAAGAUGACGACCCAGAGCACUCGGACCUACCUGACGACUCGACGUUAGCUGCCGACCAGUCACGCAGAUCCCAUUCAGAGGCUGACAGUACCGACAGUGUAAGUGAUAGCAGCGCAGCACCACCUGGUGGCAAGCGCAAGCUAUCAAAGGCCAUCAAAGGCGCCAUCUUCCGAGAGGUGGUGCUGGCCAAAGUCCGCGAGAUGAAGGAGCAAGAACAGACACUCAAGGUCGCGGAGGAGGCGGAGAAGCUUCAGGAGGAGGCCAAGAGGAAGAGUCUUUCUGGCCCGUGAGGAGAUUAUGAUCGGGCGUGUCUUGGUGUCGUUUUAUCGUUGUUAUCAUCAUAUCCCUCCGAACCCCCUCCGGCCGUUCCGGAAAGAAUUGGUGGUGGAGGGGCUGAGCGCUUGAAAAUGGUAUUUUGCUUGGAGAGCGAGGGGAAAUGUAGCCCGGUGGUCCCUCCUUCAUAUUCCCUCCUUCAUAGUUGGGAUGAGAAUUUUUGUCAAUGCUUUGUUUCUUCCAGAUACCUACCUAGUUGCGUGAUGCCAAUUGACUCUUUGCCCAACAUGGCCGGCUGGCUGGUUGGCUCAGAGUAGGCAUCAACGGACAGACAUUCAUAAUUCAGAAUUCAGACCGUACGUACGUGGGCCGCAUCCUGGUCGCGAUCCAAUCCCCCCAACCCCUUUUCAGAGAAUCUUAUUUUGGCGUAAUUCCCGACAGCAUUGCAAGUUUGGUUUGACCGAAAUCAGAUUCGGGGUUUGUUUCGAAACACAGGCUCCCGCAAACGUGAU
Molecule: messenger RNA, 1880 nt
Organism: Phialemonium atrogriseum
Lineage: Eukaryota; Fungi; Ascomycota; Sordariomycetes; Cephalothecales; Cephalothecaceae
Product: putative calcium calmodulin-dependent protein kinase
Exons: 6
Coding region: 138-1385 (415 amino acids)
Biological process (GO): protein phosphorylation; cellular response to oxidative stress
Molecular function (GO): ATP binding; calcium/calmodulin-dependent protein kinase activity
Source: RefSeq, a predicted model, not a curated record